Molecule: messenger RNA, 423 nt
Organism: Trypanosoma cruzi
Lineage: Eukaryota; Euglenozoa; Kinetoplastea; Trypanosomatida; Trypanosomatidae
Exons: 1
Coding region: 1-423 (140 amino acids)
Source: RefSeq, a predicted model, not a curated record
AUGUCUCUUGAAAGUCCCGCAGUCGCACGUAGCAGGCGCGACAACACAAACACACACAAAAGGAGGGAGAGAAAGCGCAACGUUUCAAUGGGUGUUGGCUCACACAAACGGUCGCAGGGCGAGGCGGCCUUCACGCAGACGUCUCAUGCCCCGCCGCUGCCUGCGCUUCUUCGCCCGCAGUUUCAGGUAUUCGGCGAGGAAAAUCUGAACGCCAUCGACCGACGGCUGAGGCGAGGCGAGGCGGAGCGCAUGGAGGAGAAAAAAAUACAGGAGCGAUGCGCGAGGGUUCGCGAGCGGCGGAAUGCGGAGUCGCAGCGAAACAUCGAAAUGAUCCAAAAGCGAACUGCACGACACGCUUCAGCAGCGGGACUCGUUGAGGAGCGUCGUCUGCGGGCCGAGUUUCGCCAGCUGUGCCGUUGGUAG